Molecule: messenger RNA, 2474 nt
Organism: Arabidopsis thaliana (thale cress)
Lineage: Eukaryota; Viridiplantae; Streptophyta; Magnoliopsida; Brassicales; Brassicaceae
Gene: OPCL1
Product: OPC-8:0 CoA ligase1
Exons: 3
Coding region: 143-1549 (468 amino acids)
Cellular component (GO): peroxisome
Molecular function (GO): decanoate-CoA ligase activity; catalytic activity; long-chain fatty acid-CoA ligase activity
Source: RefSeq, marked reviewed
GAGAAUUGGAAAUAUCGCGGAACAAGAACGCCAACGUGUUCUUCGGCUGCUUUAGACUUUUCUUAUUAUAAAAAGUCAAACCUCCUUCUCAACCAUAAAUUAAAUUUCCACUGUAGUGUCAAGUUACAUAGAAACAAAAUCCAUGGCUUCAGUGAAUUCUCGAAGUGGUUUCUGCAACUCAAACUCAACAUUCUACAGCAAACGAACACCAAUCCCACUCCCGCCAAAUCCAUCACUCGACGUCACUACUUUCAUUUCUUCACAAGCUCAUCGUGGCCGUAUCGCCUUCAUCGACGCUUCCACAGGUCAAAACCUCACCUUCACCGAGCUAUGGCGUGCCGUGGAAUCCGUCGCCGAUUGUCUCUCCGAGAUAGGGAUUCGCAAAGGCCACGUCGUCCUCCUCCUCUCCCCAAACUCAAUUUUAUUCCCCGUCGUUUGUCUCUCCGUCAUGUCACUAGGCGCAAUCAUCACCACCACGAAUCCACUCAACACUUCAAACGAGAUCGCUAAACAGAUUAAGGAUUCAAAUCCAGUCCUCGCCUUCACCACAUCGCAGCUUCUCCCGAAAAUCUCCGCCGCCGCAAAGAAGCUCCCGAUCGUGCUUAUGGACGAGGAACGAGUUGACUCAGUGGGUGAUGUGAGAAGAUUGGUGGAGAUGAUGAAGAAGGAACCGAGUGGGAACCGAGUCAAGGAGCGAGUUGACCAGGAUGAUACGGCGACUUUGCUUUACUCUUCAGGAACCACGGGAAUGAGCAAAGGAGUGAUCUCGUCUCACCGUAACUUAAUCGCGAUGGUUCAAACCAUCGUGAAUCGAUUUGGAUCUGAUGAUGGAGAGCAACGAUUCAUCUGCACUGUUCCUAUGUUUCACAUCUACGGUUUAGCUGCGUUCGCUACUGGAUUACUCGCUUACGGAUCUACGAUCAUCGUUCUCUCUAAAUUCGAGAUGCACGAGAUGAUGUCAGCGAUUGGCAAGUAUCAAGCCACGUCUUUGCCUCUCGUGCCUCCGAUUCUUGUGGCGAUGGUUAACGGUGCAGAUCAGAUUAAGGCUAAGUAUGAUUUGAGCUCUAUGCAUACUGUUUUAUGCGGCGGAGCUCCGUUGAGUAAGGAAGUGACUGAAGGAUUCGCGGAGAAGUAUCCGACGGUUAAGAUUUUACAAGGUUAUGGGUUGACUGAGUCAACGGGUAUAGGAGCUUCUACGGAUACUGUUGAGGAAAGUCGGAGAUACGGUACCGCUGGGAAAUUGUCGGCAAGUAUGGAAGGGAGGAUUGUUGAUCCGGUUACUGGUCAGAUUCUUGGACCGAAACAAACCGGUGAGCUUUGGCUCAAGGGUCCUUCCAUAAUGAAAGGUUAUUUCAGCAAUGAGGAAGCUACGAGUUCGACUCUUGAUUCUGAAGGAUGGUUAAGAACUGGAGAUCUUUGCUAUAUCGAUGAAGAUGGAUUCAUAUUCGUGGUUGAUCGGUUAAAGGAACUGAUCAAGUACAAGGGUUAUCAGGUGAUAUAUAGAACACAAAUUUUGAGCAUGGUCGAUGUUGAUGCUAUAGAUUUAUAGUCCUUUUGAAGCAUUAGAAAAUGCUGAUGAGUCAAAAAUCGUCUUUUGUGAACUGAUGAUAGAGUCUGCCUGUAGUGAUAUGCUGAUGGAUCAUGUCAUCCUUUUUAUUUAGUAGUGAGUUUGUUUGGCUAAACUGCUAGAAACCUGACCUCCUUCGUUCCUUUGAACUAAUAAGUAAUCUCUGAGUCUUGAUAUGAUGAUUGUGUGUGUAUGAUAAGCUUUUCGGGAUGGAGAUGGAGUAUAUUUGAACAUCAUUCUUUAUCUUACUGACUUUAGAGAAGCAUUGGCUCUAUCUAUAGCAAUGAGAUGAAUUUGUGCUAAACUAAACUUAUUUUGGUGAUUAUUGUAUAGGUUGCUCCAGCUGAGCUAGAGGCUUUGUUGCUUACUCAUCCUGAAAUCACUGAUGCUGCAGUGAUCCCGUUUCCGGACAAAGAAGUGGGGCAAUUUCCAAUGGCAUACGUCGUAAGGAAAACUGGGAGCAGCUUAUCAGAGAAGACAAUAAUGGAGUUUGUAGCGAAACAAGUAGCACCAUACAAGAGGAUACGAAAAGUUGCUUUCGUAUCUUCAAUACCAAAGAACCCUUCAGGCAAGAUUCUACGCAAAGAUCUCAUCAAGAUAGCAACUUCCAACUCCAAGCUUUGAAAUUAUUAUGAGAGUCAAUCUCCAUGUAUUAUUUAUUGUUUGUGCUGUAGACCUGUAGAAAAAUCUGAUACUAUGCAUCCAUGUUGAAAUAUGACCAUGUGGUCCCAAAACACAGAAGAUUACACACAUAAAUGGCCACUAUAUGGUUUAUGUAAUAGAGUAUAUGUUCAAAACAUGUUUCUGAUCAAAUUGGUCAAAUUAUCCUAAGUUCUAACUCAGAUUGAUUAUGGCAGUAAUUAUAACUUGAGUUUUGUUUAUUGUGAAAAAAGGUUCAAUAUUUUUU